Molecule: messenger RNA, 285 nt
Organism: Spirodela intermedia
Lineage: Eukaryota; Viridiplantae; Streptophyta; Magnoliopsida; Alismatales; Araceae
Source: the annotation of a GenBank genome assembly
AUGGAAUGGCAUGUCCAACCUCAAUCAUUUCUAGGGCUGUGGAUGACCCCUAUAGGUCCAAAAGUACUAGUGACAUGGGAUAAGCUACUAGAUCACAAAUCUUCAUGGGAGCUGGCCCACAAUCUUACAAACAAAUCUCCAAAAUUUCACCUAGAGGACCAAGCGAAUUUGAAGGAGGGAAGUAAUGAUAUGAUUUUACUACUAACCUCCAAAAGGCAUAAGAAAGAAGCACAUGUGCAGCACAUGAGUGGGACUAUAAGUACAACAAGAGAAGAUAGAAAUUAG